AUGAGCUUUCUUCUUUUCUUCUUUUCCUCCCGAAACGCUAGGCGGUGUUGCUGUCACAGGUCGACCAACAAACUCUGUUCCUCUUCUUCACACCUCGGUUGUGUUAAGAAAUUUAAUUUUUUGUUCACGUCUUUUUUAUUUCUGAUAUUACUUUGUUUACAACUUUCUUUCUUUCUUUCUUUCUUUCUUUCUUUCUUUCCUUCUUUCUUUAUUUUUAAUUCUUUUCCCGUUUGCUUUCUUCUUCCUAUUUAUCCCCUUUUUCCCUUUUUCUUUCUUCAUCUUCUUUCUUUCUUUCAUUCUUUCUUACUCUUUCGUCGUCUGGUUUCUUCUUCAUAUUUCUCUCUUUGUCCUCAUUUUUGUUCUUUCUUUAUAUUUUUCUUUUCUUCUUUCUUUCUUUCUUUCUUUCUUUCAUUCUUUUUCUUUUCUCAUUUUCUUUCUUCUUCCUAUUUCUGUAUUUCCUCUUUUUUUCCUUCAUCUUUUUUCUUUCUUUCGUUUUGUCUAAUUUUUCUCGUUUGCUCUUUUUUCUUCAUAUUUCUCUCAUUCUUCUUUCCUCCAUUUUCUUUCUUUAUUUCUUUUUUAUCAUUUUUCCUUUCUUUCUUUCUUUACUUAUUUCUUUUUCAUCUUUUUCCUCUCUUUCUUUCAUUCUUUCUCCUCUUUCUUUCUUUUUUCUUUCUUUCUUUCGCACUUCUAUUUCUUCUUCAUUAUUCACGCCUACGGCUUUGCUCUCAUCUUUCUUUUCCUUUUUUCACAUUCAUUUCGCCUUCCUUCCUUCUUCCUUUCUUCCUUCCUUCCUUCCUUCCUUCUUAUCUAAUUAAUUCAUCUACACAUAUAUUCAUAUGCACAUAG
Molecule: messenger RNA, 846 nt
Organism: Acanthosepion pharaonis
Lineage: Eukaryota; Metazoa; Mollusca; Cephalopoda; Sepiida; Sepiidae
Source: the annotation of a GenBank genome assembly